AUGCAAAGCCAUCAUGAUGGCCUUGAAACUCACUUCGGCUUCCACUGGCAUGCCCCGGUCGUCAUGGUCUCCUCUCUCCUGGUCGGUACGGGACUAGCUGCGGGACAUCAUGCUUUCUAUUCCUCUCUGACUGGCUCUGCUGUCAGCUCAAAUCCUAUCAAUGUCGUGGGCUGGACGACUACCCAGCAGCAGAUCAACAUUGCUAUCGGAACCGCCUUCGCUUUCCUCGUGAAAGCUAGCUUGAUUCUAGCUUGCAGUACGGCCUACAUGCAAUUACUUUUCAGGGCCAUCAACCGAAAGAGUUUCAAGCUGAGCACUUUAGACAACUGGUUCGGAGGGUUGAACGAUCUCUGGAGCCUCGGAUGUCUCGCAAGCUAUUGGAGAUAUCCGUUGGUAACGCUCGUUGCCUUGACUUGUUGGUUACUGCCUAUUGCGGCAAUCAUCAGUCCAGCCAGUUUGAGCGUUGUGUUCGAUCAGGUCCAUCCAUCUCCAGUGCUGAAUGUAAUUGUGCCACAGCCGGCAUUGGACAGCAUGGCGUUUGGGACAUUCUACGAUCUUCCCGACGACAACGGGUCGCAAAGAUUCAGCCAGAUGGGUCCGAAUAACGAGGUCUCGCGGAUUGCCUACGCAGCAGCAGCGGCCGGAAACAUAUUAUCCAUUGAUCCACCAGGCGUAAACGCUACGUGGAACCUUGAUCUUGAUGCUCCCAGAUUCUCUUGUAGCCCUCUGGAGGCCGACGUGCUGAGAGACGUCAAAUCAAACCUGAUUGAUGUGUUCAAUAACUACACUGCGAACGGCACGUGGCCGCACAUCACCAACAUCAUGUUCAGCUAUUUGUCCUGGGCAGCCUAUGCAAACGAUACAUCGCCCAUGCCUUUCAAGUGGCGAAGCGCGACCAAUGGCUGGACCCUUCAAGAAGGUAGUACACCGUACUUCUUGGGCGUAGGGGUGGAUCUAUUCUUAACCAUUGUCCCUCGCGCGGAGCUCUCGUUCUUGAGAGGAGACGAGAAUCUGGCAGACCGCCCCUUGAAUCUAAGUGCUGUUCGCAAAGGCGAUCGAGCAAUCGCCGAGGACAAAGCGAUUCUCAUUGAUUGGUAUUUUGAUACCGCUACCACACUGCGGUGUAGAGCGAUUCCGACGACUUACCGCCUCAACUUCGAAUAUGGAGGGGCUCACGACCAACAUGUCCGGAUAGAAUCUGCCACAGACGCCGUCGAGCCCGAUUGGAACUCAACAGUCUUCUAUACCAAUGGACAUUCGGAUCAACUCUCUAUCUUCACGGACAAUGAACGUGAUACCAAGAACAUCACCUCGCUCGCGGCCCGAGCGCUAAGGCUAAGCUCAUACUCUGCCAUCCAGCAGGCGAUGAUGAAUCUGCUGCUCGGGGCUGGGAAUUCAGAUUCCAAAGCACAAGGCAAGGCUCGAAUGAUGACGGAUAGGGGCGUGAUGUGGACAUCCCAGACGCAGGUUUUUGGUACCGUACUGGGUAGUAGCACCAUAGAGAUGCAUGCUCUGGGCCAAGGAUUGUCCAACGGCUACAACAUGACGUUGAACGACUCCGGGACCGCCUUGGACCAAGCAGUCAGCCUACUCCCAUCAAUCCCAGAUCGCCCACGGCGGCCCUUCAAAGACGCCCUCGAAGAACUCUUUUUCAACAUCACUAUCUCCAUGGCAAGCUCAUCAAUGCUGACGUACAACUCCACAAGCCCGCUCGCGCCCACAUCUACCGAUGUCACGCUGAAGAUCUUCACCAACGUCUAUUCAUAUGGUUCGGACAAGCUUUGGUUGGCAUAUGGAAUUGCAAUUGGAGUGACGACGCUGAACGUUCUUGUUGGGUUGUGGGCGAUAGUUCAAACUGGUGCCUCCUUUACCGCCAACUUCUCAACGAUUGUCCGCGUAGCCAAGAACGCGGUGAUAGAAGCAGAUAUGCGGGAGACCAGAUUGCCAGGGAGAGAUCCCUUGCCCAAACGCCUCGCAAAGGCAGAGAUUCAAUUGCUGGAAGGUGAAGGUCUGCUUGGGAUGAAGCGACAUGAAUCUGAAGAGUCGAUACAGCAAGUACAUGUGGUUGGUUAUGCACCGCCAAGGCUAGAUAGUUUGGGAUGGAGAUAG
Ramularia collo-cygni is the source of this 2109-nucleotide messenger RNA. RefSeq lists its product as uncharacterized. The transcript has a single exon. The record is from RefSeq and is a predicted model, not a curated record. NCBI's taxonomy places the organism in Eukaryota, Fungi, Ascomycota, Dothideomycetes, Mycosphaerellales, Mycosphaerellaceae. Bases 1 to 2109 code for a protein of 702 amino acids.